Pogonomyrmex barbatus (red harvester ant) is the source of this 3095-nucleotide messenger RNA. Its product is annotated as membralin. Gene Ontology annotation, cellular component: endoplasmic reticulum. NCBI's taxonomy places the organism in Eukaryota, Metazoa, Arthropoda, Insecta, Hymenoptera, Formicidae. Gene Ontology annotation, biological process: positive regulation of ERAD pathway; response to endoplasmic reticulum stress. The record is from RefSeq and is a predicted model, not a curated record.
UUUUCUACUUUUUAUUAAUCAAUCAUGUUACAUAUUUGAGAGGAAAAACAAGUUUCUUCGUAUACAUUUAUAUAAUCUACAAUUAAAAGCAAGUUAUGGACACGAGAUGAGUUUAACUAUGAUGUUAAACUGAACUGUCGUUCCACUCGGUUAAAGUCAAAUUUGUGAAACUGGAUCCGAUCUAAAAUGUGAAUCGAUCGGAUCGGCUGCAUAAUCGGUAGUUUGAUACAAGCUUAAAGCAUAUCUAGCAAUUUCUUUAGAAAAAUCUCGAUUUUGCGAUUGGUGAACCUGCGCAUGAAUUCUAUGGACGAAUCGGUGAAUAUACAUAUACAGAUACAUGGUGCACAUCAAAACAUACGUUGACGAUGAAGUGACAAUUUCGAGAACGUAUUUGUUAGACGAAUACACAAUUUUCGCACAACUUGAUUUAACAAUUUUAGCGGAAGGCACGACGGUGUCAUUGGAAUUGCGACGUUGGCGUAUAAAAUCUGUCGCGAUUCCAUCACAAGAGUGAAAUGUUUAUGCAUGAUAAUCAGAAGUGACAAAUUACAAAUGUAUAAAUAUAGUGAUUUUUAUGUAAAUUAUUACACAGGUUCUUCUGAAUUCUUAUAUUUGUGAAAACUACUUAUGUAAUAAUUUUAAAAUGUCGCACGGAGAUGGUGCUGCUAUCGCAGUGCCUAAUAAUCAAAACGGCGCAAUAGGACAUAAUCUUCACAGUCUUGCUGGUGUCAUAGGACCAGUCCUGAAUAAUAACAACAUGAAUAUAGCUAGAAAUAACAAUAAUCAAAACCCCUUGAUUAAUGUACGGGAUAGGUUAUUUCAUGCAUUAUUUAUCAAAGCAGCAUUAGCUUAUGCACGAACAUUUCCAAGGCCUGUCAGGAGAUUUAUAGAAUUUAUAGUCCUCUUAAAGGCUAUAUUGGCAUUUUUUGUAUUGGCUUAUAUCCAUAUAGUAUUUUCACGUGCACCAACUAACUGCUUAGAACAUAUAAGAAACGAAUGGCCACGGGAUGGUAUAUUGAGAGUCGAAAUUCUCAAGAAUGGUGGUGAAGACUAUAGUAUAGAGAAGAGUUAUGCCAAAGAGGAAAAAUUGAGACAAGAAAAGGUUGAUGAUUUGACUAACGCUUUAGGAAUAUUAACUGGAGAUGGCUUUAUAAAUAUUGAACCAUCAGCUGUUGAUGAAGAACGGGAGACUAUAAAUUCCUCUAUUGACGAGAACCAUGAAAAUUUAACAUUACUUGAGCAAGAUCUAACGAGAAGUGCCACAAUUUCUGGAGAGAUGCAAAAUCCUGAUCUAAGCACAACAAAUACAACAAUAACUCCAUCAUUAUCAACGAAACUUUGGGAUGGUUUAAAUUCAUCCAGAGAAAAGUUUUCUACUGCAGAAAAUAAUUACACAGCAGUACCUGAUCAUUUAAGUGGAAAUAAUGUACAAUUAAAAGAUCGUACAGCUGAUGCUGAUAAAAUGGCUAAGACAGAAGAUGGAUAUAUCGUAGAAUAUUCAUUGGAAUAUGGCUUUUUGCGAUUAUCACCAGCGGCUCGACAAAGACUAAACAUUCCAGUUAAAAUUGUUACUUUGGAUCCAUUAAAUGAUAAAUGUUUUGGUGAUGCAUUUUCAAGAUUGAUAUUAGAUGAAUUUUUGGGAUACGACGAUUUGUUGAUGGCAAGCAUCAAAACAUUAGCAGAACAUGAGGAUAACAAAGGUUUUUUGCGGAAUGUGAUAACAGGAGAACAUUAUCGAUUUGUCAGCAUGUGGAUGGCACGAACGUCAUAUUUGGCGGCAUUCUUCGUCAUGCUCGUAUUUACAGUGUCAAUUUCAAUGUUGCUGCGCUAUUCGCAUCAUCAGAUCUUUGUCUUUAUCGUUGACCUCAUACAAAUGCUAGAAUUCAACUUAACGGUGUCAUUGCCAGCUGCCUCUUUAUUAACAGUGGUUUUGGCAUUAGUAGGGAUGGAGGCGCUAAUGUCUGAAUUUUUCAAUGAUACAACCACUGCGUUUUACAUAAUCUUAAUAGUUUGGCUUGCCGAUCAAUAUGAUGCCAUCUGUUGUCAUACAGCUCUUACAAAGAGACACUGGCUAAGAUUCUUCUACUUAUAUCACUUCUCUUUCUAUGCGUACCACUAUCGAUUUAAUGGACAGUACAGCAGUUUAGCGCUAGUCACCUCGUGGCUCUUUAUACAGGUGAAUGCAUUGUGUAUCUUAUUAUCUUUUCAUUUUAAGCGUAAACGAGAAAUGACACGAAAUCUAUUGAUUCGUUACUCUAUGUCUCUAUUUGAUUUUGAUUCCACGAAUCCAACCACUCCGGGUCCGGAGUCGUCGGCGGCACCCUCAGCCUCACCCUCACCCUCGCCUUCGUCUUCGUCUUCGUUUUCGCCGAGUCCGAACCCAUCGACGCCUACAACUGAGCAGACACAGCAAAACUAUAUCACUGAGCUUUCUCAGCUUGAUUCAGAAUCUAACGAUCUGGAGAUGCAGCAUGCAAAUGCCGAUACUGAGCAAGCAUCUAUGACAACGACGACUGUUCGUCAAGACGAUUCUGUUCCGGUAUCGGAAGACAGGACAGUGCCUGUCGCAUCAACUUCCGUUGCGAAAGCGGAAGUGAAAUCGUCAGCAUCUGGAGCUGCGAGUCCGAUCGCCGAUACUUCAUCCUCUGAAGGUUUUGAAGUCAUAGAGUCUGCCGAGAUGGUGCGUAAGGAAGCAUCUACCGAAGACAAAAAAGAACAUUAGACUUUGAUCAUGCCAGGUGCGUGGCAGUCAGAGCAAAGAGUGUAUUAUUUCCAUACGACUACUUCCGUCGAUUUCCCUUCAUAAGAAAUCGGCGCGGUUAUCUGUCAUUUAACUGUAAAGUAUCACGCUUCAAGAUCAGAAUCAACGGACGAAGAGACAAAGAUUUAUAUAACGACAUGUAGUCAUAGAAAGUUUUUAACGGGAUUAUUAUAAACGGAUGAUUAAAGAUCAGAUUUAAAUAGGUUGUUACAUGUUUCAGUGUUAGAUUUGUUAGAAAUAUAAUAGCAAGAUUAAUCGUUAUAAACGUAACUAUUUCAAAAAUUAUUAAAUGCAAUGUAUUUUAAUUUAUUACGUUCGUAUCAGGUGGAUUGUU